Molecule: messenger RNA, 13972 nt
Organism: Podarcis lilfordi (Lilford's wall lizard)
Lineage: Eukaryota; Metazoa; Chordata; Lepidosauria; Squamata; Lacertidae
Source: the annotation of a GenBank genome assembly
GUCACGUGCGCGUCCCGGGCCGGUCGGCUGGCUCUCUUUCCCCGGCGCCGCCUCCUGCCUUUGCCCCCGGCCCGAGAGGCGGCGGUUCCCGGCGGCGGCUGCUCGGCGUCAUGUCCCACCAGACCGGCAUCCAAGGUACCGACCCCCUUCUCGGGCAGCAGCACCCGCGGCUUCCCCCGGCGCCCCUCCCUUGCCGCUGGAUCCUUCCCAAUGAAUGGCUCCCCGCCUCUCCCUCUCUCUCUCUCUCUCUGCCCUGCACGGAGAUCGGGCCAAACUUCCGGCGUCUGAAUGCAAAAGUAACUUGGAAGGAGCCGGUUCUCCCUUUCCACCCUCAACUUCAUGGCAUCCUAAAGCCGGUUCCGAAAGGGGAAGGGCGGCGGCGGCGGCUCAGCCUCUGAGCGCGCGCAGAAUGCCUUUCACCGUCUCCAGAAUUGUAGUGCGGCAAGAGGGCCCGAGGGUCAUCUAGCCCAACCCCCAGCACUGCGGGAAUCCUACCCAACGUGGGAUUCGAACCCGCGACCCUGAGACUACAGACUGAGCCACAGCCGUGAUUCACCCUCCACCCACCCACUAGGGGAAGAGGGUCCAAGUCAGUGGGUGUGGAUUUCAGACGGUCAAAUUUGAACCCCGGCUUGUGCAUGCACACGUUCCCUCUUUUAAGAUACCGCAUGGGAGCAACUCCUGGGGCUGGUGUUGCUUUGCCCCCCCCGUAAAAUAUUUGAAGGGGCUGCCCCCCCAUAAGUGGAUGGGCAUUGCCAUUCAAAUGCGCCGCGUCUUGUGAUGCAUUAAGCAGCCCACCCAAUUUAUCAGAUUUAAGUUGGCAUCCCUGAUUCACCUUAGUUGUUGUUUUUUUUAAUUGUUUGUUUGCUGCGGACUCAAGUCCGAGUCUGAUAGUUUGAUUCAAAUCUAAGGCGGCCUCUUGAGCUAGAAAAUCACAAGUCAACACACACACACGCCAUCCUGCAAAGCGGAGUUUUUGCCCAGUGCAACGUGCUCAGUUGCCCCCGGGGCGAUGCUGAGGCGAGGGCGCGCGGGCGACGUGAGCAGAUGUCCUCUUCCCGUUAAAGCCGGAGGGGGCGGAGCAGGCUGCCGCUGGCCUCCUUCGACCUGCACCUGCCCGCAGACUUGACGACUGGCGUUGCAAAAGCCUGUGCUGCAAAGCGAGGAGCGACGGUGCUGCAAAGUUCUUCAACUCUCUCCUGCUUGCUUUGCGCUCCAGAAUACCAUAUACAGUAUAGGAAUAUAUCACAGCCCGGUCCAGCGUACAGUAUAUGCAUACGUCAAACUGGAAGGAAAACCCACUGUGGGACUUAACUUCCCCCAAAGAGGAGCCUGAUGCAAAUCCCCUUGAAAUCCCGUAAUUCCUAACAGGAUCAGGGAGUUCCCAGGUUGUGGUGGUGAGAUCAAAGCAUAGCUGGGUGAGGUGGAGUUUGGAUGCACAGGCAGAAAAAAUCAGCAACUGCUGGUUAUUAAUUGCUGUGUAUUGUCUUGCUGCAGUGUGGAGAGAAGCUUUGCCAGUUAAAUUGCUCCUUUUUUAGAUAGGAAAAUUAAAUAGUGCCGGGGGAAAUUACUGCCGUAUAAACGUGCAAAAGAGACUAGUUGCAUCUUUUGAAAGGCUAUUGUGUAUCAGUGAUCAGAUAAAGACGUGUCAUUUGGGCUGCGUGAUUAGGAUUAGGCAUGGUUUUUAAUGGGUCUUCUGAAAAAAUUCUUUCGCUUCCUAGAAUGUUCUUCAAAACAUUCAAAAGGGGAGGACUUAUCCCUGCCCAAAGUGGCUUUGUGGAGCUGACACAAUUCAGUGCUUUUGCUUUCCUUAGCCUAAGGAGGCAAAAGAUCAAUUUACAGCGGUUGUAGCUCAGUAACAUUCACGUGACUCUUUUUGUAUGUUAGUUCCUGUAGGAAAAUGUUUUUAAGUUGCUAUGCAUGACUCAUCUAUUGAUUGUCAUAGCUGGGCAGUUAAAAGCACAUUAUAUAUACACACACACACACACACACACACACACACACAUUUAAAAACCCCUAGGAAAUUUGAAGUGAUGGGUUGUGGCAUCAGAAAUUGAGACUGUAAUCCUAACCCUAUUUACCUGGGAAUUUACUUCUGAAUAGACAUGGUUAAGAUAGUGUUUGUCAGCUGCAAUUCUGUGCUUGCUUACUUGGACACAAUCCACAGCACACUAGAGAAUAAACUGCACUGAAGAUAGUGGGGUUUACUUCUGAGUAAGCAUGCAAAGGAUUGUACUGUAAGUAUAAUGUUGCAUUGUUUGAAGUUCAGAUGAACACUUUAAGGCAGAUACCACUUAGUUUGUUGAUCAAAAGGAGGCUUAUUUUAAAAAAUGAACAAUAUAUUUUAUUGGUUAAACCACUUGGUGUUAAAAAUAAAUAAAACCUUUUAAUUACACGGAGCUUUUCAUCAGGAAAGUUAGUUUACUUGCAGGGAUCUCUGUCACAAAACCGUCCUGGGGAUAUCGGUAAAAAUUGCUCAUAUUUGUGCAGGUCCCCUUGUGACCUUUGUUGAUUAGUCUGUUUGAUAGAAAGCAUUCACCUGUCACCAAUCUGCUGUGAAUUGUAGAUUUACCAGUGUCCACAGCCAAUACGCUAAAAAAAAUCCUCCAGAAAAACAUCGUCCAAACACAUCAGAUAUUGUGGUUAAAGCUUUAGGUUAAAGCAGGCUUAGAGUAACAUCAUAUAAAACAAUGUAACUCUGUUGCAUGUCAGCAAAAGAAACUUACUAACACCAAAGGGAAUUUAGGUGGCACAAUUCCUUGCCUGAACCACUAUCUUGAUGUACACCUAAUGAAGUCCACAUUUCUUUGACUUGUAUACCAAUUUAUCGCCUCCUAAGAGGUUUACAUAUCUCGAGAAAAAAGUCAAUAUUUAUGAUAACCCCCUCUUCUGCUGAUGCCAGUAAAGGUACAUAGAACAGCUGAGAGCAUUUCCUUUCAAACAUUUGCCAAAAAAAGAGUAAUAUAGAUGAUGCCCUUACUUUAACAUUUCAUAAUGUUCAACUGUGCUCUAUUGUACCACUUUGUACAAAGCGAAUGGGGUCAAUCUUCUUUCCUUUUAUAUUUUUGCAGCUAGUGGCGAAGUCCAAGAAACCUUUGCUAGAGCCAGAAACGGACAAUACAGGUUUUUGAAAAUAGUUAUUGAAAAUGGUAAGUGGUUACUUUCCUAACCUUCGGUUUUCAUUUACAAAGAAGCAUCGCUUCCCAUCUUGAAUAUACCAUUUCUUGAACCAAGGGCUGCUUGUCAAUAAGAUUUGCUUAAAUGUUCGCCACCUUAAUAUUAGUUUUGUGAUUAAAUAAAAUCAUAAACAUAAUUAACAGUGUAAACCAACACAUGUCUACUCGGAAGCAAUUCGCCCUGCGUUCAGUACGGCUUACUCCAAAGUAAGUGAGCAUCGGACUUCAGGUUUAGAGUACUUUUUUACAAUGGUUCAUGUAAGAUUCAUUGUUCUCUAGUAGGAUCUUCCCAUCAGAGUCAAGGAAAACCAGCAUUGACCAAUAUCUCCCGGUAUACUGGUUGCUUUGGGUUGUAUCCAGUGCAAGUUCUACUCAGAGUAGAUCCACUGAAAUUAAGGACCACCUUAAUUAAGGACCACUUACUCCUCUUACCUGAAAGAGGAGGGUCUGUAGCUUAGUGGUAGUCAUCUCUGCAUGAAGAAGAUCUCAGGUUCAGCCCCCCAAUAUCUCUAGGUCCAAGGCUGGGAAAGAACCCUACCUGAAAUUCUGCAGAGCUGCUCAGGUCAAUACCACAUAAUAAAUAAUCUAUAGCCAUAUUAUUAAUAAUAAUAAGAAGAAAUUUCAUUUAUACCCCACCCUCCCCGGCCAGAGCAGCUAACACCAGUAAGAUUACAGUAAAAACAUAAUAGGAAAAAAACAACCAAUUUAAAAUACAGGUUAAAAUGCAAUUUAAAAUAUUAUUGAGACCUUAUAGGCCUGUGUUUUCCUCAGCUGUCAAUCUGAAGUUUGUUUCUUUGAUGGGUAACCCUGGUUCAGAAUUUAAAGUGUUUCCAUGAUUAUGAUUAUUAUAAUUAUUUUUAAAAGUUUUAUAUCUCCAAGGAUAAAUGCUCGAUUUCUUCUUCAAUCCCUUGUAUCAGUUCUCAAUUUCUAAAUGCAAAAUUGCAUUUCAAAUAUCCCUUUUUUAAAAAAUGAUGAAUAUUCAUAUGUAUUAGAGAAAUAUACAAUCUUGGCCUUCUGUCUUUAGACACCUAACAUUCCAGAGUAAUUUUUUUAUGAAAAGAUUAAACUUCUGGCUUCCUAUCAUUCUGUUAAUCGAGUGAAUUACUCUUUGUACUACUUCUUUACCCUUUUGUACUUAAGCACUGACUUAGUGUACAUUCAGCAGAUUUCAAAACAAAGUACAGUAUCAGUUUUUGCCUGCCAUGUACCAACUCUGUCUUCACAGAACAGCUGACUGUGGGAUCAGCAAGACAAGCUGUUGGAUCCUGGGAAGCGGAUUAUGAUUCCUUUGUUCUCCCACUCCUUGAAGAAAAGCAGCCAUGUUAUAUUCUUUAUAGAUUAGAUUCUCAAAAUGCCCAAGGAUAUGAGUGGAUCUUUAUUGCAUGGUCACCAGACCAUUCUCCUGUAAGUAAUGGAAUGAAAUAUCAAGUGACUUAAAAACACAAGUUGAACUUCCAAGCCAUGAUUGACUGGUUUUGUGUUUUGUUUUUAAGCGAACUAUUGACUUCCUUUUAAUCCAGGGGUGGGCAACUUAAAAAACCCAACUGGUAUCAAAGGUCAGCCAGCAAUGUUGACCAAACUCUGUACCUUGGUUUGUGAACAGCCUAGUUCCCGAACAAAUCGGCUCCUGAACGUCGCAAACCUGGAAGUGACUGUUCCAGUUUGUGAACUAUUUUUGGAAGGCAAAUGUCCGACGGGGCUUCCGCGGUUUCUGAUUGGCUGCAGGAGCUUCCUGCAGCCAAUCGGAAGCCGUGAUUUGGUUUUCAAACAUUUUGGAAGUCGAAUGGACUUGUGGAACAGAUUCUGUUCAACUUCCAAGGUACGACUAUAUUAUAUUAAUACGGAACUGGGCAAUGUGUGCCCCUCCAGAUAUUGUUUGACUUCCACCUCCCAUCAUCCCCAGCCAGUAUGAUAAAUGGUUAGGGAUGAUGCAAGUUGUAGCCUGGCAACAUCUGUAACAGUUAUUUGCUCUCACAGCAAGUGUCUGAGCCUCUCCUUCCCCUACACACCCACGUAGCCCCAUAGUGCUCUCUCACAUGGCUGUGGCCAGUAUGGAAAUACUUUAACUGUAUGAAUGAAGCCAGACUUACAAGUCCUGGCUAAGAGACAACCAAUUAGGUUGGAGAACACAGUCAAUCCCUUGAAUGUAAUUGUGGCAGCCACAACUCUUACAGUGGAAUAACAUCCUGGCACCAGGCUACAGGGAACCAGGCAGAGGGCCUUCUCGGUAGUGGCACCAGCCCUAUGGAACGCCCUCCCACCAGAUGUCAAAGAGAACAACAGCUACCAGACUUUUAGAAGACAUCUGAAGCAGUGGCGUAGCGUGGGUUGUCAGCACCCGGGGCAAGGCAAGUAAUUUGCGCCCCCUAAGUGAGAGAGAGUGAGUGAGCCAGGUAGGGGCAGAGAGCUGCGAGUGCGAGUGCCCCCCCCCCAGAUGUUGCGCCCGGUGCGGCCGGCCACCCCUGCACCCCCCACGCUACGCUACUGAUCUGACGGCAGCCCUGUUUAGGGAAGCUUUUAAUGUUUGAUGCAUUACUGUAUUUUGUUGGAAGCCGCCCAGAGUGGCUGGAGAAGCCCAGCCAGAUGGGUGGGGUAUAAAUAAUACAUUAUUAUUAUUAUUAUUAUUAUUAUUAUUAUUAUUACCAUGACUUCUUCUAUACCACUAUGUGGGGCUGCUGUAUUGGGCUAGUGGUUGAAGGAAUGAUAUCUUAAAGCACAACAAAUACAUCUAGGGAAUGAAGCUGGUAACCUUUGCUGUUUGGUUCCUCCAGUGAUACAGGGUUCAGUGCUCAUAGAGCUUUUAUGAGCAGUAAGAUGGCCAGUACUUCGGUCACAAAUGGUGAACUGAGCUUGUUGGUGAAGGUUCACUGGGUUGUACCCAGAGCCAGCUUAGCAGAUUCUGCAGUGCGCUGGCAGGCAGUAGUUCUCCAGGGUUUCAGAUGGAGCAGUCCCAGCUAUACUUGGAGAUGCCAGGGAUUGAAUCUGAAACCUUCUACAUGAGCUGUGGCUGUAGCUUGUCAUAGCAGAAAGCAAGGCCCAGUGGUUUUAUGCCUUUGGGGAGUCACUUUUGCCUGAAACAUCCACUUAUCUGGCUUCCAAGGCAAAAACUCAAUCUACUCUUGGCAGGUUCGUCAGAAAAUGUUGUAUGCAGCUACCCGGGCAACCCUGAAGAAAGAAUUCGGGGGCGGACAUAUUAAAGACGAAGUGUUUGGAACCAACAAGGUGCGUAUUCUGCAGAGGGAUUUGCUUCUGAGCGACACCUUGGAAGUAAUCUCUCUUCCAUUUCUAUGUGGCAACUGAAGUCCACUAAGUCCUGUGCAGGCGUUAUAGGCCCCUUGUUGGUUUAACAAGGGAGUAAGAAGCAGGGUGGGACGCGGGUGGCGCUGUGGGUUAAACCACAGAGCCUAGGAUUUGCCCAUCAGAAGGUCGGUGGUUCGAAUCCCUGCAACGGGAUGAGCUCCCAUUUCUUGGUCCCUGCUCCUGCCCACCUAGCAGUUCGAAAGCACGUCAAAGUACAAGUCGAUAAAUAGGUACCACUCUGGCGGGAAGGUAAACAGCGUUUCCGUGCGCUGCUCUGGUUCGCCAGAAACGGCUUAGUCAUUCUGGCCACAUGACCCAGAAGCUAUACACUGGCUCCCUCGGCCAAUAAAGCGAGAUGAGCGCCGCAACCCCAGAGUUGGCCACAACUGGACCUAAUGGUCAGAGUUCCCUUUACCUUUAAGAAGCAGGGCUGUGCCGCAGAACUCUGCUCUCAGCAUCAUGCGCCCCCCUGACAUAGACCAUAGAAUUGUAGCAUUGGAGGGGACCCUGAGGAUCAUCCAGUCCAACCCACUGCGAUGCAGGAAUAUGCAGCUGCCCCAUACUGGGAUUGAACCUGCAACCUUGGCGUUAUCAGCACCAUGCUCUAGCCAACUGAGCUAUCAGUGUGUGCAGCAUGGACGUCCAUCAGGAAGGGGUCUUUGCAUCUCUAGCUGUACAUACAGCUGGUUGCACCAAAGCCUCCUCCUUACAGAUGUCUGUGCUGCGUGCAUGGACAUCAGGAAAAUAGUCUGUUGUGUUGGGACUACACCGUAACAGUGCCACUCCUAUGUUCACCACAGGAUAGCUUUAAAAGAGCAUUAGAUAAAUUCAUGGAGAUCAAAGUUAUCAAUAGCCAUGAUGACUAUGUUCUGCCUCCACGGUCAGAUGCAUUAUGUGUCGGAAUGCCAGUUUCUGGGAACCGCAGGUGGGCAAAAUGCUGCUCCACUCAGGUCCAGCCUUUAAGCUUCCUGCGGGUAUCUGGUUGCCCACUGUGAAAACAGGAUGAUGAUAAGAAUAAGAAUAAGAAUAAAUUUAUACCCCACCCUCUCCGGCCAGGGCUGGGCUUAGGGCGGCUAACACCGAAUAUAAAUUCCAAUAAAACGUAAUAGGGAAAAAAACCCAGUUAAUUAAAAUACGGCUUAAAACACAUCUUAAAAUGCAGCCUCAUUUUAGUAGUAGCCCAUAAAUCAAGACCAUAAAGGGAGGAAACAUCAGAUAUUCACCCGAGCCAGCUAUCCAUGAUGGUCCUACAUGGGUCAGUAAAAAAGGCAAGGGAAAAUUUAUAUACCAAAUCCCAUAUGAGUCAGAGUGAGUCCAAGCUGAAGGCCAGGCAGAACAGCUCCGUCUUGAAGGCCCUGCGGAAAGAUGUCAAAUCCCACAGGGCCCUGGUCUCUUGUGGCAGAGCAUUCCACCAAGUCAGGGCCAGUGCUGAAAAGGCCCUGGCCCUAGUUGAGACCAAUCUAACCUCCUUGCGGCUCAGGACCUCCAAAGUGUUUAUGGACCUUAAGGUCCUCCUCGGGGCAUACCAGGAGAGGCAGUCCCAUAGGUACAAGGGUCCUAGGCCGCAUAGGGCUUUAAAGGUCAAAACCAGCACCUUAAACCUGACCCUGUACCUCACCGGGAGCUAGUACAGCUGAUAAAGCACUGGAUGAAUGUGGUCCCGUGGCGAGGACCCCAUAAGGAGUCUCGUCACGGCAUUCUGCACCCGCUGGCGUUUCUGGGUCAGCUUCCAGGGCAGCCCCACGUACAGCAAGUUACAAUAAUCAAGCGUGGAAGUGACCGUCGCAUGGAUCACUGUGGCCAGAUUAGGGCAAGAAAGGUACGGGAGUAACUGUUGCACUCAAUGGGUCCUUGGUCUAAUCCAGCAGGAUUAUCCCACAUUCUUAACACAGGAGCCAAAAGGCCCACAUAGCACUGUCAUGAAGGUGUUCUUAUAGUCAGAAGAUCCCAAGUUGGGAAGCUUCAGAGAAGAAUUUGGAAACUUGGGGGAAAUGGCUGGGUUUUUUGUGUUUGCAGGAGGAUGUUUCGCUGAACGGUUACCGAAAGUACUUGGUAACUCAGUCCUCGCCUGCCCCUCUGACCGCAGCCGAAGAAGAACUUCGACAGAUCAAGAUUAACGAGGUAUUGCACUUAGGCUUGGGAGCCAGGCAUUUCUGCAACGCUGAAGGAACGACAGAAGUAUAUUGUAGGCCAAAUUGUGAAAUAGCUUCCGAGAGCCUACCAGGGUGGGUGGGGGCUGCUUCUAGUCCUAAUUACCUUGUGCAUAAACAUCAGCACAAAUAAUGCAUCUCCCAGGUUUGGUUUUGAAUAUCUGUGACUGUUUAUGCUUUGAGGGGAAGAAUUUCUUCCAAGGCCCGCUAUAAAACAGUAGCCACGAGCACUAAUUUCAGGAAUUAAAAUUUGCCACACUAUAUCCUGCAUACAUUCGUUUAGUUGGUGAAGAAAGCAAAAUGAGGAUCUUACAGUAGCUCUAGAAUCUCUCCUCCAAAAGUUUUUUUAAAAUGUUUUUCUGGUGUCUACCAGCCCAUCCGGGACGUGGGUGGCGCUGUGGGUUAAACCACAGAGCCUAGGACCUGCUGAUCAGAAGGUCGGCGGUUCGAAUCCCCGCGACGGGGUGAGCUCCCGUUGCUCGGUCCCUGCUCCUGCCAACCUAGCAGUUCAAAAGCAUGUCAAAUUGCAAGUAGAUAAAUAGGUACCACUCCAGCGGGAAGAUAAAUGGUGUUUCCGUACACUGCUCUGGUUCGCCAGAAGCAGCUUAUUCAUGCUGGCCACAUGACCCAGAAGCUGUACGUCGGCUCCCUCGGCCAAUAAAGUGAGAUGAGCGCCGCAACCCCAGAGUCUGCCACGACUGGACCUAAUGGUCAGGGGUCCCUUUACCUUUUACCAGCCCAUCCACUUAUUAUUCCACAUAAAUUAUUUGCAUUGAAACAAAUCCCCUUUUUUCUGUCUGACUCUCACACAGAAAGAGAGACAAACUUUCCACUCUCCUGUGUGAGCCUUAUUUGGCACGCUGCCGUUUCCUUUUUGUGAAGAAAACCCUCUUAAAGCCUCAUUAAGAAAUAAAGGUUUUGAUGAGUACGGAACAGUUUAAAGUUCAAGAUUUGAAAUUCUACCACGAGGAUCCUCCUCCUCUUUUGCAUAUAAAUUUUCCACAUGGCUCUACUUUGUGUGGAGCACAAACAGGAUUCUCUAAGCUGUCACCUUUUUCAAGCUGCGUUGCUCUCUUGGUUUUCUUUUCAGGUACAAACUGACGUCAGUGUUGACACUAAGCACCAGACUCUACAAGGUGCAGCAUUCCCUAUAGCUAAAGAAGCCCUUCAGGCGCUGGAAAAACUGAAAAACAAGCAGCUUAACUAUGUGCAAUUGGUGAGUACGCAGUUUCAUCCUUUGAAGGUAAUCCUGAACGUUAUGAGCGUACAGGUUUCUCAUUGUUGUUUGUGGAAAUAGAAAAGGGACUCUGUUCUUAAAAUUCCACAUCUUAUUACAAGCUGGAUUUCUUAUUACAAGUCUGGGUGGUGAACAGUUUGCCUCAAUGGGCCAGAUCCUUAUCAGGAUCAAAUUUCACCGGUGAGGGUCAUUUUGCCAUCACAUAAUUGACAGGUGGGCGGGGCUGCCCACCUGCCACAAUUCCUCUUUGUGCGAUUCCCGCUUGGGAAUCACAUUGUGAGACCUAUUGUCAAAUUGCUUCUCUCCUCCCUCCCAUGGAAAUGGAGGGGGCGGGGAAACAAGGUUGGAGUUUGCAAGUGACAGCAGCAAGCUGGGCUCUUCCAUUUUCCUGCUUUUGCAUACAAAAUGUAGUUUUAUUUCUCUCCUCCGCACCGUGUGACGGGGUGAGAGAAAAACCUGCGUUUUGAAAGCAAAAGCAGCAAAGCAGAGAAGCCCCACUACAGUGGUACCUCAGGUUAAGUACUUAAUUCAUUCCGGAGGGCCAUACUUAACCUGAAACUGUUCUUAACCUGAAGCACCACUUUAGCUAAUGGGGCCUCCUGCUGCCGCCGCGCCGCCGGAGCACAAUUUCUGUUCUCAUCCUGAAGCAAAGUUCUUAACCUGAAGCACUAUUUCUGGGUUAGCGGAGUCUGUAACCUGAAGCGUAUGUAACCUGAAGCGUGUGUAACCUGAGGUACCACUGUAUUGCUGUCACAUGUAAACAUCCACAGCAAGCAGGUUCAGCCUCUCUUUUCAUCAGCUGAUUGGGGGGUGGAGGAAGAUGGGCAAUCCUGCUUAGGGCUGAGUUCAGUUGUGCAAUAAAGCUCUCCCUUCUCAUCUGCUGAAGCCAGGGGUAGAAUCCCGCCUAGCUGUGGAUUCCAAAAGCGCUAUUUGAAGCAUUCCCCACUUCUUCUUUCAGUGAAGGAGGAGGUGGGUUGCUUCAGAGAAUCUUUGGGCCACGAUCGGCCAACAAGAUUUCCCCCGCUCCUGCUCUAGUAGUAUUUUGCUUGAAUCAGAACGGCUUUUGCUACGCAUCUUAAUUCCAACCAAUAUUAUGUGUGCUAACAGCAAAUUGAUAUGAAAAAUGAAACGAUCGAACUGGCUAGUACACUCCCAACGGAGCUGAAGGACUUGCCGAAAAGAAUUCCAAAGGACUCAGCACGGUACCAUUUUUUCCUCUACAAACAUUCCCACGAAGGAGACUACUUGGAAUCAAUAGGUAUGCAAGUAUUUCUGUGUAUGAACUUGAUUAGGUCUUUAUAGCAGCAAGAUUGAUUUAGGGUUUUUUCCCAGCUUAUUAUCCCAUAUAUAUAUAUAUAUAUAUAUAUGCACACAGUGGUACCUCAGGUUAAGUACUUAAUUCAUUCUGGAGGUCCGUUCUUUACCUGAAACUGUUCUUAACCUGAAGCACCACUUUAGCUAAUGGGGCCUUCUGCUGCUGCCGCACCGCUGGAGCACAAUUUCUGUUCUCAUCCUGAAGCAAAAUUCUUAACCCGAGGUACUAUUUCUGGGUUAGCAGAGUUUAUAACCUGAAGCGUAUGUAACCUGAGGUACCACUGUGUGACUGUGUGUGUGUGUGUGUGUGUGUAUAUAUACGGUCUUCCAGUCUUAGAAAGGAAGUGCUUAAUCAUUCAACCUUUGCAACAAGUCUUAUUAAAGGAUUAUAUUUGGAAUAAUCUCUCACCGCUUGAAACAUUCUGCAGUUUUUAUCUACUCCAUGCCGGGCUAUAUGUGCAGUAUACGAGAACGGAUGCUCUACUCCAGCUGCAAGAGUCCUCUUCUAGAAAUUGUAGAAAGACAACUGUGGAUGCAGAUCAUCAGAAAGGUAAGGGGGGUGCGUAAUUUUUCCGCUGCGCCAUCCCACAGAUGUAGGUCCCUGCAUGCUUGUUCUUCUCAUUUAUUUUUACCUGAGAGAUGGAUGGAACAGACAGUGCUGAGCACUGUUGCAAAAAGACUGUGCACGUACAGAAGUGCAGGGGUUUGGAACGCAGAUUUGGAUGGCCUGCCAAAUCUUGGGUUCCCCCAUUUUUGGAAACCAUUUCACCAGCAGGCUGGGCCUCCUCAGCUGCCAAUGAGCUGCCAUCACUAUGAUGCAAGGCGAUCCAUUUUUCCUAUGGAUAACUAGGUGGACCUGUGUCCAUUGAUUUCAUUAUGCUUAGGUGUACCUAACCCUGCAGAGGAUUGGACUGCAUUUUUUAAAAAUAUUAUCCUUUCUAUUCUGUUAGCCAAGUUUAACCAAUAUAAAAUAACCACUAGUUAACUCUGAUCCACCAACAGAUGGUUCUGCAUGCUAUUUCAUACAGCGCCAUCAGAGUGCGUGGUGCUUUAUAGCCAUGCAGGGGGGAAAAAUCGAUUAUAUUUUAUUAAAUUUCAACAUUUUAAACAUAUACAGUCAAAACACACAUUUGUAUUUUCUCUCAUUUUUGUUGACUUCCCACCUCUUUUCCCAUGGAGUUGUUGUUUCUCUACUUCUGCUGCACCCUAUCUUCUAUCUAUCAAAUAAUAACCAUAAUACAGUGGUACCUCAGGUUAAGUACUUAAUUCGCUCCAGAGGUCCGUUCUUAACCUGAAACUGUUCUUAACCUGAAGCACCACUUUAGCUAAUGGGGCCUCCUCCUCCUGCUGCGCCGCCAGAGCACGAUUUCUGUUCUCAUCCUGAAGCAAAAUUCUUAACCUGAAGCACUAUUUCUGGAUUAGCAGAGUCUGUAACCUGAAGCGUAUGUAACCCGAGGUACCACUGGAUUAUAAUCUAAGUACUUUGGUUGCUCAUAGCUCAAAUCUUGCUUGCCAGUUCAUCAUACUAUAAUAUUUCUUUAAAUAGUCUGGAAAAAGCAACCAUUCUUCAUAAAACACUCAGCCAUGCAGAGAUGUUACACUGAUGGUGACUCUCAUGUGUUUCUUUGGAUGAGAGUCAUAAGGCGUAUGAAACUGUCAGCAGUGCAGGAACCAUAUCCUUCGCAUUUAUCCUUACGCUUCUUCUCCAAAUCACUUAGAUUGAAAUCGGCGAUGGGGAAGAGUUAACUGCCGACUUCCUUUAUGAAGAAGUUCAUCCCAAGCAACAUGCACACAAGCAGAGUUUUGCUAAGCCGAAAGGACCCGCAGGCAAAAGGGGAAUCCGAAGGCUGAUCAGGGGCCCGGCAGAAGCCGAAACACCUACUGACUAAAUGCAGCGCCGGGAACAGAAGCGUUACGGUGGGGGUUAGGGAACCCACCCUAGCCUUUAGAAAUGAACUGAAAGCAUUCCACACCCCUCUUUUUCCAGGAGAAUAAGGUGACCUGUGAUUUUUCGCUGCACUUGAGACGCCACCUUAGAUGUUACAAGGUCCACAGCCUGUGGUUGUAAUGAAUUGGGUUAAACUAAAACUAGAAGCUUGUAUAAGGUUAAUUCUAAUAUGAAUUAAUAUCAUAGCCUUACAGUUCAACACUACUCUAUAUGUAACAUAUAUAGGUCUGAAGUCAGUUUAGUGACAACAUAAAAUGGAUCAUUAGCUAGAUAUUGAAUUUUUUUCUCUCGCAUUAUCUACUUUUUAGGGGGCUGCUGCUUUAGAAUAAAAAUUGGCAGGACUGGGCCCUGUUUUUCUCCAUUGUACUUCCCCUGUCCUUCUACAAACUAACAGUGCAAUAUUUUAUUCCACUGUUUUCAUACCAUGAUCCUAAACAUUUAUUUGGAAGCAAAUUCCGUGGAGAUCCAUGGGCCUUUAUUCCAACUAGAUGUUUAAGAUCUGGCUGCCGCAAGACUGAAACCUGACUCAUUUGAUACAGGGACCCAAAAUUAUAUUCUUUGUAGCCUUCUAACAAUACAUUUCUGGUCUUCUGAGAGAAUAACACUAUUAUUUUUUACAUAAAUCAUGUUUGGCAAUAAAGUUAAGCACUACAUGUUUGAAAAAUGUGAUUCUGUAAGCAACACCAAGUGCUAUGAAAUAAGAGUUUUCACCAUCCAAAUCAUUCUGAUCUAAUUAAAUUAUGAAAACUGCUGUGAUGUGAUUGACUCUCAGUUCUGGUCCAGGUCAUGAGCAAACCAUUAAGCGUAUCCUCAUGUGUUUCUUGUAUCUAAGUAAAGAUGUUCUCCA